Messenger RNA from Fundulus heteroclitus (mummichog), 5797 nucleotides. Its product is annotated as oocyte zinc finger protein XlCOF6. Lineage: Eukaryota; Metazoa; Chordata; Actinopteri; Cyprinodontiformes; Fundulidae. The transcript is spliced from 6 exons. Gene Ontology annotation, biological process: regulation of cytokine production; negative regulation of transcription by RNA polymerase II; regulation of immune system process. The record is from RefSeq and is a predicted model, not a curated record. Bases 915 to 2609 code for a protein of 564 amino acids.
CAUCUAAUAAGGUUUGAUAAAGUGUUUCUGCUGCCUGUUCUGUGGGAACAUCAGUGUGCACGUGUGAAUAAGUGAAGGUGAGGCAUUGACGUAAAUCUCCGUUAAAACGUGUUUUAAACAAAUAAAAAUAAAGGCCCCUUUCUUUGUAUCGGUGCACUGCGGAGCCUUGCCUCCAUCAAUAUGGCGGACACACGUACUCCUCUUCCCAACGCGCAGGCGCGUGGAUUCUUCCGGGUUCUUUGUUGUUCUUGUUUUGCUCUCAGGCCAGAAGCGACAGUGCUGAUAAAGCCGAGAGAGAGAGAAAGCAGCAGCUGCCGCAGGUGAUGACGUUGACUGGAACCUGGAGGUCGAGGAACACCUGAGAAACUGGAGGGAAGCAGGAGCUCAAACUGCGGCAGCAGAAGUGACAACAGACGAUGGGGGAUGCUUUUCAUGCCAGAGCUCUGCAGGACCAAUUAGUGUUGGCCGCACAUGUUAAAGAAGAGGCUCCUCAAGAACAGAUUCCUGAGGUGGACCAGCAGGAUUUAGAGCCCCUCCAAAUUAAGGAGGAACCCUGGACCAGUCAGGAAGGAGAUCAGCUCAUUGUGAAGGAGGAGACUGAUGCCUGGCUUCCAUUGAUUGACUCUCCUGUCAAGACUAGUAAACAUGGCAGAGGAGCGCAACACGACCUUCUAGAGUCUAGGAGAAUACUGCUAUUUCGGAGGAAAAGCCGUACGGAGCGUAACUGCUGCAGACGUUGUGUCCACACGUCUCAUUUCUGCGCAGAAUGUCAGAAGCCACUGUGUUGGUGAAGCCGAAAGAGCAGCAGCCGCUACAGUUGAUGAAGUCUGGAAAGAAGUCCAGCAGCUUGGAGCUCAACCGAGAAACUGGAGGGAAGCAGGAGCUCAAAAAGGACGAAGCAGAGGACGCACCAAAUGAUGGAGGAUGUUUUCCAAACCAGAGUUCUGCAGAACCGAUUAGUGUUGGCUGUACAUGUUAAAGAAGAGGCUCCUGAAGAACAGAGUCCUGAGGUGGACCAGCAGGAUUUAGAGCCCCUCCAAAUAAAGGAGGAACCUGGGGUGAAUGCUGCUCCUAUCAAGGUUGUUAAAGAAGAGGUCCCUGAAGUGCAGAAUCCUGAUGUCCAACAGCGGGAGCUGGGGCUCCUCCACAUAAAGGAGGAAAGCCAGGAAGGAGAGCAGCUGAAUUUGAAGGAGGAAACUGAAGAUCCCAGGUUUCCAAUAAUUGUUGAUACUAAGAGUGAAGAUGAUGAAGAGAAACCUCACUUUGAUCAACAGCAAACAGAAGUCAGAGAUUUUCCAACCAGCGGUUCAACUUUUAAAGUAAAUAUUAAAGAGGAGGACUCUGGGACAGCAGAAUCCAACAGGUCCCCAAAUCUAAAUACAUGCACUCCCAAAUGUUCAGAGGCUGAAGACUGUGAAGAUGAUGGAGAGGAUGUUGAUGUGAACCUUCAUAAAUCUCAGCUUAAAGACUUGAUUCAUAAAUCUCAGCUUAAAGACUUGACAGACACUGAAACUGAAGACAGUGAGGAGGAUUGGAUGUGUGGAGAAAGAAUUGUCAGCAGAUUUUCUCGACAGAAUCACUUGGCAUGUCAUCUGGGAUUAACGUCAGUUUCCAUUAAUGAGAAAUGUUGCAGAGACAAAAGAAAUUCACUGAAAUUUGCAGUUGAAGAAAGUAAAAAUUUAAACUUUGUUUGUGAUGCUUGUGAAAAAAGAUUUCCUGUUAAGUCACAUUUAAACAGACACAUGAGAAGCCACACCGGCGAGAAACCCUUUGGUUGUGAUGUCUGUGGGAAAAGAUGUACUUCAAAGUCUAGCUUAAAUGCGCAUAUAAGUAUCCAUAACGGCGAAAAACGUUUUGUUUGUGAUGUUUGUGGAAGAAGAUGUACGUCAAAGUCAAACUUAAACUCGCAUAUGAAAAUCCACACAGGUGAGAAACCCUUUGGUUGUGAUGUUUGUGGAAAAAGAUUUGGCUUCCAGUCAACUUUAAAAAAGCAUGUGAGAAUCCACACGGGCGAAAAACCUUUUGGUUGUGAUGCAUGUGAUAAAAGAUAUUCUUCAAAGUCAGAUUUAAACAGACACAUGAUACUCCAUACAGAAGAAAAACCUUUUAGUUGUGAGGGCUGUGGAAAAAGAUUUUCAGCCAAUUCCCUUUUAAAAACACACAUGAGAAGCCACACAGGAGAGAAACCUUUUGUUUGUGAUGUAUGUGGUAAAAGAUGUUCCACGAAGUCAGAUUUAAAAAAACACAUCAGAAUUCAUACAGGAGAGAAACCCUUUGGUUGUGAUGCUUGUGGAAAAAGAUGUACAUCAAAAUCAAACCUAAAUGCACAUAUGACAAUUCACACAGGGGAGAAACCAUUUGGUUGUGAGGCUUGUGGAAAACAAUUUGCUAUCAAGUCACGUUUAAAAUUGCAUAUGGGAAUCCACAUGGGAGAAAAACCUUUUGGUUGUGAUGCAUGUGGUAAAAGAUGUUCCUCAAAGUCAGAUUUAAACCGACAUAUGAGAAUCCACACAGGAGAAAAGCCCUUUGGUUGUGAUACUUGUGGAAAAAGAUUUGCCUUCAAGUCAAAUUUAAAUGGACACAUGAGAAUCCACACUGCAACUGUUUAGUUGAGGAGCUUAUGAUAAAAGAUUUGGCAUAUAUUCAAUAUAUAACCAACACAUAACAAACACAGGAGACAAGCUCUUUAGUUGUGUUGCUUUUUGUAAUAGACAUUUAAGAAUCCACACAGAAGAUAAACCUUUUGCAUGUAAUAUUUAUUGUUAACAGUUAACCUUAUGGUUGAAACUAACAUAUAAUUCAUGGAAAAGAAAAAAAACUCUAGCUGGUUAUGUUUGUGGAAAGGUUAUAGCAAUAGGUUUUAGGUCGUUUUAGAUCAUAUGGCUGCAAUAAACAUCGUUUUAGAUCAUAUGGCUGUUAAAGAGCUGCUAAGAGGCCUCAUGCAUAACAGUGUAACAGCAAAUCUAAGUGUGUGGAUAACAAAAAAUGUAUCAAACCAUCUACAUGGAUGUUUCUAUGUGCCUUUAUGGAGUGCUGCUUCAGGUGCUGUCUGUUCCUGGUCUAUAAAUAAAGAUGCUGAGUAGUAUAAAUACCUGGAAGACUCCCACCACAUAUCCAAAUAACCAUAGCCACCACAGUCAGGGAAAAAAGGAGAUUCAUGAUUGUGAAAUUAGUUGGUGUCGGACCAGAGGAAGAAUUUAGAAUCUUAUUCAGCACUCAUUCCUUCUGCGAGGGUCAGAAAAUUUGAAAAAUGUGGUGGCUGGAUGUAGUUUAAUUUGGAUUCUUGGCCAAAAACAAAUAUUUAGCAAUAUCUCUGUCUUAUGUGGCUUUGUGACUCUGUCGAAACCUUUUUCUUUUCUUUUUUUUAACAUUGUUUUUAUUGAAUUUUCUCAUAAUAACACAUAACAUGGCCAGUUAUACAUCGAACGUCUAUUAAGUUUCACCCUGUCCCCAACCUUCCCUUCCCCCAAUCCUUUUCUUGAUUCACAUAUUUGUAAGGAUAGACAUGUUUCUUUGUACCUAUAUACAUAUGCUUGUAUACUUCCAUCUGCGGACAUCUGUGCAUACUUGUACACACCGUGAGAAGAAAAAGAGAGAAAAAAAACAGGGAAGGAACACUGAUAGACAAACUAGUGGGGGGCUAAAGGCACCUUAAAAACAGCCAGUCACUCCACAGUAGAACAGCUAAGGCCUCAACGAUAGGUGGGUGAGUAGAGUAAGGUACAGUAAGGGAAAUCACCAGGCCCAUACAAAAUAACGUUUUUCCACAAAUGAUCUGAAUUCUAAACCAUGGAUCAGGUGGUUAGCUGGUCACUUAAUGCAAUUGAUAAAAUUUUCUCAAAGGGAAGAGCUGAGAAAGGGGAGCUCUGUUGCCCCGAUGGGACACUUACAGCUAGAUACACUUUCGACUCCUGGCAGCAGUGGAGAAUUGUGUGUCUGUCUUUUUUGUCAGUCGAGGAUGUUGAAGAUGCAUACAUAAUUGAAUUUAUGGUAACAGGAUUUCUGCUUUUUGGAGCUGGGAGUUAACUGGCAUAUCAACAAAUUCUGAAAAUCUCAGCAGCUGUUCUGGCCAUGGUUAUAAAGCCGAGAAUGUGUGAAGGGUUAAGCUGGGCAGUGAACACUCAGACUCAAAUGCUGUGUGAGCAAAACCACAAGCCAGAUGCGAUCGUUCCACAGUGUUGCAGGUUGGCUGUGGUUUGAACUUACUGGCGGGAUUGAAUGGAUCUUGGAGAAGUUGGAAGCUCGGCUUAAGCAAAAAGUCCAAAAAUUUGGGUGUCUGAUUUUGCAAUUGAGACAUAUCAGAUAGACUUUAAAGCAGACAAAAAAAUUCCACAAUCGGCCUCCAACAAAACAAUGUGUUGCUAUCUGAAUUGGCUCGCCCGAUGCCGACCUUGAAGGCUGGUCAUCUCAAACUCUUCUGGAUGUUAUGUAAGCAAGAUGCUCUGCCUCCAGCAUCAUCGCCUUUCAUGACACUAUUGAAGAUAGGCAAAGGUUAGUCUGGCUGGCCAGGCAAACAAUUCAUAUGCAGUUUUUUUAUAUAAAAGUUUGCAAACAAAUACACUUUUUCAUCUACACAUUUAUAAAACAGAGGAUAACUAUAAUUUUAAAUUCAAUAGAGUUUGUUUCCAUAUUUUAUUUUUUGUGCUGCGUUACGUUAUUGUAUGAGAGUAAAUGUUCAGUUAUAUUAUUCAGGUUUAAACUAUAAAAGCUCAAACUCAGUUUGACACUCCUUGAUUAAAAAAAGUAUUUUUUCUCUGUAUUUAGGCGAGUUCUAACACUUUUUAAUUUGACACUGUCGCUUGAGAAAGGUGCUUUCACAUCAGGUCAAAAGUGUAAUGCAGCUAAUUGUUUUAAUGAGUGCUGUCAUUUUAUUGCUAAUGGACUGUUCAUAGUUCAUUAGUUACUGGCCACAUGCAUGUCAGUACGUUUCUCAGUUUUAUAUUUCUGAGAAAAAUGUCCUUCUCUUAUUACAUAUUAUCAGCCUAAAUAAUGCGCCAUUCUUAGAGAAAUUCUUUUUUCCUGGGAUGUUUCAAUGCUAGUGGUAUUAAAAAAAAUUUACACUUUGUUCAAUUCUGACACACAUAUUCUCUAGUAAAUUAUUCAUUUAAACCUCUGAAGUUUUAUCUCACUAAAGGAAUCACACUUUGUAAUGUCCGGCCUCUUUUCAAAGCAUUUGUGGUUAUUUCAGUCCAAGGUUUACCCUUUAAAACACAUCAUAAUUGGUGACUAGGAAUGAACUAACAAUUAUAUACAUUUUUAAAUGAAAGAACCUUUUGUUGGUACUAACUGCAAUUAUAUCAGUUUUAUAAAAAAAAUCAAACAUGUUUUUAUCAUGCAAUUUGUUUUUAAAUGUCUUUAUGGUCUUUUCUGAGAAUAUCUGUCAGACCUGCUUCAUCUUCCCGCUCCCUCCCACUCUCCCAGGUUGGCAGAUUAGUUUCUUCCAGACAACAGCAGUGCAGAGGGGUGACCUCACUUCUUCCGUCAUCACACCAGAAAUAUUGAACUAAUUACCUUCACAUAUUAGGCAGUUUUACUCACUUUUUGUUUUUUAAUCUUCUCUCAAAAUACAUUUUUCUUUUUGGCUUUUUACCCAAUUGGAGAUUUUAGCUUUUAUUUAUUGUUUUAUUUCUUGUUUCUAUGUCUGCUCUUUAACUUUUAUCAUGCUUUUGCUCUUAGUGUUUUAUUCUGUUAUGUUCUGAAUUAUUUGCUUUUUAGGAUUUGUAAAACACUUUGGGCAACUGAGUUGUAUUGCAAAGUGCUAUUUUAAUAAAUAAUUUGUUUGAGUUGUUUCACUUUA